UGACCUCCUAUUAGCCUCUCCUAGACAACAGAGCGAGCAUGAGGGUUAUAUUUUCCUCGACCUCUUCUUAUUUGAGAGGAUACAAAUAUAGGAAAUCGCCCACAUGCAUAAAUGAAAAGAAGAAUGAAGUGCGUAUUUUCUAUAUCCGUAACCCACCAAUCAGAAAUUUGGCAACAAGAAAUGCCUCCUCGGUUAGCAUCGGAUUCAACGGGCAGUUGUGGAGUCCGAUCACUGGCAUGGCAGGCGGCGGCUCCUAGUGACCGUGGAGGCACGUCAGAGCUCUCCGUCUCCAUCCCUGCACCCUUUUGUCCCCAGUUGUCGUAGGUUUCAUCGACGCUCCAUUUGUCUCCACCCAACCAAUCACAAUAAGUACAAAGAAGCAAGAGAAACAACAAAAACACUGGUAUCGUAUAUAAGCACCCUCCAUACCUGUUCGGUCAUCCAUUACAAAGAAGCAACAGCAGCAAGAAAUUAAGCAGACUGAUCUGGGACUGAGUGUGCCAAGAAGGAAGAAGAUAAAAUGUCGGUGGAGAGCAUAAUCGUGGUGAAGUCGGAGUUGAGCCCAGGAAUGAGCGUAAGGCGACCCUCGUGCAUGGCGGAGUGCGACCCUGUGAGCGCGAUCGGCAGGCGCGUCAAGAGGAGGAGGCGAGUUCACGUCAGUGAUGGCAGUUCUGCUGCCGCGGGAGUUCCAGCGGCGGGAGAUGAUCAGAAGAAGCAUCAUGAGGUCGAUGGGGUUACCGUCGCCGCGACUGCGACCAUCAAGAGGAGCUCCAAGUACCGGGGCGUAAGCAGACAUAGAUGGACUGGGAGGUAUGAGGCUCAUUUGUGGGACAAAGGGUGUUGGAAUCCAACACAGAGGAAGAAGGGAAAGCAAGUUUAUCUUGGCGCUUAUGAUGAAGAAGAAUCUGCCGCAAGAGCUUAUGAUUUGGCAGCACUCAAGUACUGGGGAAGCUCAACCUUCACUAAUUUCCCUAUAUCAGAUUAUGAGAAGGAAAUUGAGCUUAUGAAAACCAUGACUAGAGAGGAAUAUUUGGCUUCGCUAAGAAGACGAAGCAGCGGUUUCUCAAGAGGUGUAUCAAAGUACAGAGGAGUUGCAAGGCACCAUCACAAUGGGAGAUGGGAAGCAAGGAUCGGCAGGGUGUUUGGAAACAAAUAUCUAUAUCUGGGUACUUACAGUACACAAGAGGAGGCUGCUCGUGCAUAUGACAUCGCAGCAAUCGAGUACAGAGGGAUCAAUGCAGUGACCAACUUUGAUUUGAGCUCAUACAUAAGAUGGCUGAAACCAGGACCAAAUAAUUCUCAUGCUUCCCAGAAGCCUCAGUUAACCUUGCACUCUGAACCCGCACCGACCUCCUCGAACCACGUCCAUGGGGAAGAAGAAUCCAAGCCGUCCAUCCUCUUUCGCUCCAAUUCUUUCGUGCUCAAUGAUCACGCCACUCCGAUGAAACUAGAUGCAAGCACAAAUGCAGUUUGUGUCUCCGCCAAGUCAACUUCUCCAACUGCACUGGGACUGCUGCUCAAGUCAUCGGUAUUCAGAGAGCUAGUCGAGAAGAAUCCACGUUCGCUUGACGAAGAGAAGGAGGACCCUACCAAGGACUUCAUGCAGGCGGGCGGUAGGGCUAAUAUCAGGGGAGGCUUUGGCAAUGAGAUUGGAGGUUUCCCUUUCAUGUUUACACCAGUGGGAGAGAGUGAGAGUAUGCCGGGUUUGGAAUCAUGGGAAAGUACGAUGCUUGUGGGCAAUAGAACAGAGCCAUGGAAUUGGAACUAAAGUAACAUCUGUCUUCUUGCAAGCACAAGCUAACCGCUGUGCGCUUGUUGUAUCAAUUGACUCGAAGCAGCUUAUGCUUUACUCUCUCUCUCUCUCUCUCUCUCUCUCUCUCUCUCUCUCUCUCUCUCUCUCUCUCUCUGUCUCUCUAUGCACAUGCAGCUGUACCGGUGCCGCAGUAGCAUUUGAUUCUGAUAAUGAACAGUAAAAAUGCAUUUAGUUGUCAAUCAGUUUUCUUACAGAAGGUAUAAAGAGAGCGCAGUCAUUGGUAUAUGGAUGAUCUGC
Syzygium oleosum is the source of this 2050-nucleotide messenger RNA. RefSeq names its product AP2-like ethylene-responsive transcription factor At1g79700. Gene Ontology annotation, molecular function: DNA binding; DNA-binding transcription factor activity. Gene Ontology annotation, biological process: regulation of DNA-templated transcription. The record is from RefSeq and is a predicted model, not a curated record. Bases 521 to 1768 code for a protein of 415 amino acids. The transcript is spliced from 7 exons. Lineage: Eukaryota; Viridiplantae; Streptophyta; Magnoliopsida; Myrtales; Myrtaceae.